CAUAAUCGAGACAUCGAUUGCCGAUCGUAGUUGAUAAGGUGACACCGUGUAAAAACAUUUUAGCUUUGAAAUAGUUUUUUAUCGACAGAUACUCACUAAUAUCGAUAAUACAAUACGGUGUACACGUGUACGCAAUACUUAUUUUUUUUUAUUUUAGCUUAUUCAUAACUAAUAAUCGACUAACUUUUUUUUCGUGCGGCAGUUCUUUUUUCUUUUUACCGUCCGCUCUCUGAGCAACCUUGCUCUGAAUAAAGAUAUUUAAGUUGUACUCUUUUAAUAGUUUAGUGGACAUUGUGAUGGCUGGAAAGUGGACCGUGUUUGUUGGUACUUUGAUAGGUAGUGUAAUAAUAGUUUUAUCAGAAAAUGCCGCUACUGAAAUUGCCCUUAGAAGAAGGCAAAUACUUCUACAGAAAGAAUUGGAUAUGAUGCCAGGAAGUGGUAUGGUGCUAAGUGACAGUGAACUGAAGGCAAACGAAAUUAUAAUGAACAUGAAGUUAAAAGAGUUGGACUUUUGUUUUAUGAAUCCACAAUACUUUAAUUUUUCAAAACAUUUUUUCGAUUAUAAUAAUGAGGUUAAUAAAUCUGAAUUGUUCAAAUUGAUACAGAAGAUGCCAAAAGGCGCGAUGUUACACGCACAUGAUACUGGAAUGCUCAACGCUGAUUACGUUCUAAAACUGACAUAUUGGGACAACUUGUACGUUUGUUUUAAUAAUAAUAAUACAAACUUUAAAUUUUCCAAAAAUCAACCGAAUACCCCUUGCGAAACCAAAUGGCAGUUAAUGAAAGAAGCUCGAAACGCUUCCGAAAAUGUUGAAAAAUUCGACAAUGAUUUAAAGAAAAUCUUCACUCUUGUAAUUGAUAAUCCAAAUGAUGUUUAUUCCGAUAUAAAUGCAGUGUGGAGUAAAUUUCAACAAUAUUUUAUAAAUACUGACGGUCUGUUCACUUACAAACCUGUGUGGGAACAAUACUUCUACGAUACGUUAAAAGCCGCGAGACAAGAUAAUAUUAUGUAUAUUGAAAUACGAAGUGUUUUACCCGCACUUUACGAUUUGAAAGGAAAUGUUUUUGACUCAGUAUUCACAGCACAGUCUUAUAAAAAUAUAUUAGAUAAAUUUAUAACCGAUUAUCCAGAUUUCUUUGGUGCUAAAUUGAUUUACGCACCUUUAAGACUGGGUAAUCGAGAAACGAUAAAGGAGCAUCUUAGCAUUGCGAGUGAAAUUAAAGAAAAACUGCCGAAAUUUUUCGCUGGUUUUGAUUUAGUUGGACAAGAAGAUUUGGGAAACCCUUUAAAAGAUUUUCUGCCUGAAUUAAUAGAUGCAUCAGAUGAAAUCAAUUAUUUCUUCCACGCUGGAGAGACUAAUUGGUUCGGUACGAAUUCUGAUGAGAACUUAGCUGAUGCUAUAGUUCUUGGUGCUAAACGUAUUGGUCAUGGUUAUGCUUUAAUAAAGCAUCCAGUGCUAAUGGAAGAAGUUAAAAAGAACAACAUAGCUUUAGAAGUAAACGUAAUAUCUAAUAAAGUUCUCAAACUUAUAGAAGACUCAAGAAACCAUCCUCUAGCUUCAUUUUUAGCUAACGGGUUACCAGUCGUAUUAUCUAGUGAUGAUCCAGGUCUUUGGGACGCUGAACCUUUGUCACAUGAUUUCUACGUCACUUUCGUUGGUGUUGCAAGUAAACAUGCUGAUUUGAGACUUUUAAAGAAGUUAGCUUUGAAUUCAUUAUAUUAUAGCAGUAUUUCAAAUAAAGAUAGAAUUGUACAUGAAUUUAAUAUACGUUGGACUAGGUUUAUAGAUGACAUUGUCAGAGGCAAAUGGUAGAUGGGAAUUUCGAAGUGUGUAUCGAUAAACAGUGAAAUAUAAUCUCGUUUUAAUUUGACUGUAAUCAGUUUAAUUUUGCGAUUAAAAUGCCAAU
Papilio machaon (common yellow swallowtail) is the source of this 1908-nucleotide messenger RNA. Its product is annotated as adenosine deaminase 2-like. The transcript has a single exon. The record is from RefSeq and is a predicted model, not a curated record. Gene Ontology annotation, molecular function: adenosine deaminase activity. Gene Ontology annotation, biological process: inosine biosynthetic process; adenosine catabolic process. Bases 297 to 1814 code for a protein of 505 amino acids. Lineage: Eukaryota; Metazoa; Arthropoda; Insecta; Lepidoptera; Papilionidae.